Messenger RNA from Ectocarpus siliculosus, 521 nucleotides. NCBI's taxonomy places the organism in Eukaryota, Phaeophyceae, Ectocarpales, Ectocarpaceae. The record is from the annotation of a GenBank genome assembly.
AUGGUAUUCGAUGCCAUCAAGAGUCUCAAGGAGCGGAACGGAUCCUCCAUCCAGGCCAUCAAGAAGAGUAUCACCGCCACCUACCCGGCCCUCAACUUCACGCCGCACCAGAUGCGCAGCGCCCUCAAGAAGGGAGUUGAAACUGGCAAGUUCAUCAAGGUGAAAAGCUCUUACAAGCUGAGCGCCGAGGCGAAGAAGCCCGUCCCCAAGAAGAAGGUCGUGAAAAAGAAGGUGGUGAAGAAGGUCGUCAAGAAGAAGGUGCCGAAGAAGAAGGUGGCCAAGAAGCCCGCUGUGAAGAAGACCACGACGAAGAAGCCCGCCGCCAAGAAGACCACGACCACCAAGAAGGCCACGACCACCAAGAAGGCCACGACCACCAAGAAGGCCACGACCACCAAGAAAACCGUCACCAAGAAGAAGCCCACAACCGCCAAGAAGCCCGCGGCUAAGAAGACCACCACCAAAAAGAAGCCCUCCACCCCCAAGAAGAAGGCUGCCGCUCCUAAGAAGGCCUAAGCUCA